AUGAGCUGUGCUGCGAUUGCUAGGAGACUAACUCGUACGACACACCUGUUGAUUGUUCAACGUCAGUAUCUUCUUCUUCGUGGAGCUUCGAGAUCGUUUUCCACCUCAUAUUUCCACAUUGCUUCCUUCUCUUCAGCAUUUAAUCGAACACGUCGUGUGCAUUCUCAAAUCUCAAUACAUGUCCCACAUUUUACCUAUUCCAAUGUCUUCUCCACUCAAGUCACCCACGAAACAUUUGAUAUCAACAAAGAAGUGGUGGCUCCGUUGGAGAAUGGUCUGAUUGAUUUAGUCAGACAAGUCUCUGAGCUAGAGUCAGAGGCUGAUGCAAUGGCUACUCUGGAAGAGUCAUCUUUUGAUCUAAAGAAUGAUUCUUUGUACUCUUUAAUCUGGGAACUAAGAGAUGAAUGGAGGCUUGCCUUUCUAGCUUUCAAAUGGGGAGAGAGAAGAGGCUGUGAUGAACAGAAAGCUUGUGACUUGAUGAUAUGGGUGUUGGGUAAUCAUCAAAAGUUCAACAUAGCUUGGUGUCUGAUCCGUGACAUGUUUCAUGUCUCAAAAGAUACAAGAAAGGCCAUGUUUCUUAUGAUGGACAGAUAUGCUGCUGCUAAUGAUACAAGCCAAGCUAUUAGGACAUUUGAUAUCAUGGAUAAGUUUAAGCACGUUCCUGAUGAUGAAGCGUUUCAAGGGUUGUUACAUGCUUUGUGUAGACAUGGGCACAUUGAAAAAGCUGAGGAGUUUAUGCUUGCAAGUAAAAAGCUCUUUCCUUUGGAUGUUGAGGGAUUCAACGUGAUUCUUAAUGGUUGGUGUAACGUUUGGACUGAUGUGACUGAAGCGAAGAGGAUUUGGCGAGAGAUGGGGAAUUACUGUAUCACGCCUAACCAGGACAGUUACAGUCACAUGAUCUCUUGCUUUUCUAAAGUUGGAAACCUUUUUGAUUCUCUUAGGCUUUUUGAUGAAAUGAAGAAACGAGGGUUUGUUCCCGGGGUUGAAGUUUAUAAUUCUUUGGUUUAUGUGUUGACUCGUGAGAAUUGCUUUGAUGAAGCUGUUAAGCUUGUGGAGAAGAUGAAGGAGGAAGGUUUAAAGCCAGAUUCAGUUACUUACAAUGCGAUGAUACGGCCUCUUUGUGAGAAGGGAAAGGUUGAAGAAGCCAGGGAUGUGUUGGCAACCAUGAUAAGUGAGAAGCUAAGUCUUACAGUUGAAACAUUUCAUGCUUUCCUUGAAGCUGUAAAUUUCGAUCAAACUUUAGAGGUUUUAGAGCAAAUGAAGACUUCUUGUUUGGGUCCUAAGGAAGACACCUUUCUUCUCAUUCUUGGAAGAUUGUUCAAGGAAAAGCAACCGGAGAAUGCUUUGAAGAUCUGGGCAGAGAUGGAUCGUUUUGAUAUUGCGGCUACUCCUGAUCUUUACUUGGCCAUAGUACAGGGCCUUUUGACAUGUGGGUGGCUCGAGAAGGCCAGAGAGAUAUAUUUAGAUAUGGAAGCAAAAGGAUUCCCAAGUAAUCCUAAGCUCCAGAAACUUCUUGAGGAGCAAAAGGGGAAGGGGGUCAGGAAAAGCAAGAGGAAAGAUCUUCAAAAAGGUUCUCGAGGAGGCUAUAGAGGUGAACGAUCAGUAUACAAAAAUGAAUCUGGUAGGGGUAAGACUUGACGAUGUUGAUCAAACGAUCACUCAAGUAAAGCUGAUUCUCAGACCUCGUGAUCUCACAACUUCACAGAAUUGUCAUGCAAGCAAUCUGUCCCUAGCUCAUCUGUACAUCUGGUUUUGUUGCUUUCACUACAUCCCCCGUGCAGUUUUCCAGGACUAAAACAUUAGCAACUAUGCUGUUUCAGGAACCCCUUUCCGGAUUACAUGACAUACGGUAGAAACUAUUUUGAUGAUUCUGGAUUAUUAUUGGCUCACACGUCCACUCAUCCUCCAAGUUCAAGUAAAGGAAAUUUGAGUUUAACGUGUAUGGUAUGAACCAGACCACUCAAUAGGCAAAUGCUGAGCUCACUUUGUUUCGAAAAACUAGACCUUUAGGGUUCUCACUGUCCAGCUUGUCGUUUUCUGUGUUCUUUUACCUUAUUUUGUUUAUAACUCAUCUAUCUUUACUCAUGAACCAUGAUGAUUGAUAUGGCUUUGGAUUCUUUUUAGUGUUGCAAUUGUCAUGCCACAUUUCAAAGUACCAUCAUUUUCCUCCUUAAAGAAAACUUAUGGGUCCC
Eruca vesicaria subsp. sativa (arugula) is the source of this 2192-nucleotide messenger RNA. The record is from the annotation of a GenBank genome assembly. Lineage: Eukaryota; Viridiplantae; Streptophyta; Magnoliopsida; Brassicales; Brassicaceae.